Molecule: messenger RNA, 1428 nt
Organism: Daphnia magna
Lineage: Eukaryota; Metazoa; Arthropoda; Branchiopoda; Diplostraca; Daphniidae
Product: prostaglandin reductase 1
Exons: 10
Coding region: 70-1305 (411 amino acids)
Biological process (GO): prostaglandin metabolic process
Cellular component (GO): cytoplasm
Molecular function (GO): 15-oxoprostaglandin 13-reductase [NAD(P)+] activity; 2-alkenal reductase [NAD(P)H] activity
Source: RefSeq, a predicted model, not a curated record
GUUUAUUAACCGCAUAGUUAUUUUGAAUUUCACCUCUUAAUUUUUCGUAGUAGCAUUGUUGUCCGUUAGAUGGCGAUAAGGUUGUAUACUUUUUCUGCAAAUAGUCGUCUUGUACACAGUUCGUCAAGUGGUUGCAUUUGUUGCAGUUAUUUAACUUUUUUGCCGCCAAGUUGGUACAUUUCUUCAUUUACGUCUAAUAAGAUGCACCGACGUGUCAGCUUACUGGUUUACGACACGUGUCGGUGGAUCCUGCCUUCAACAUGCCAUUCUGUUGGUUUCCAUUCCACAACUAUAAAGGAAGCCAUCAGUGCAAAGAAAUUUGUAUUCACCAAAAGAUUUCAGGGUUUGCCGCAGUUGGACAACUUCAGUUUGGAAAAGGAAGAAUUACCUGAAUUGAAACCUGGAGAUGUCCUCUGUGAAGCACUUUACCUCAGUGUGGAUCCUUAUAUGAGACCUUAUAGCCUUAGUUGGCCUCUUGGUACCACAAUGAAAGGCGGGCAAGUAUCAAAAGUUAUAGAAUCAAAAAAUGAAAAAUUCCCUGUUGGAUCUCUUCUGGUUGGUUACUUUGGAUGGAGAACUCAUACAGUGGUUAAUCCUGAUGUUAGAUCAAAGGAUUUUAUGGAGCAGAUCACAGUUUUACCUAACUUGGGUACAUUAUGUCCUUCAGUUGGUUUAGGUGCAGUUGGAAUGCCUGGGAAUUCAGCAUAUUUUGGUUUUCUCGAAAUUUGUAAACCUAAACAUGGUGAUGUUGUUGUUGUGAGUGGAGCAGCAGGAGCAGUUGGAAGCUUAGUUGGACAAAUAGCCAAAAUAAAAGGUUGCCAUGUCAUUGGCUUUGCUGGAUCAGAUGAAAAAGUCAAAUGGUUGACAGAUGAACUGGGUUUUGAUAAUGCAUACAACUACAAAACUUGUGACUGGAAAAGUUCUCUGAAAGAAGGUGCACCCAAUGGUGUUGACUGCUAUUUUGAUAACGUUGGAGGGCAAUUAAGCGUCGCUGUUCGGAGCCACAUGAACGAUUUUGGGCGCAUUUCCGUGUGCGGAGCUAUUUCGUUGUAUAAUGACACCGUACCCACUCUUGUCCCUUGUGUUGAACCUGCCAUGGUCUUUAAACAACUGAGGAUGGAGGGUUUCCUUGUCCAUCGUUGGACUCACCGUUUUCUGGAAGGGAUGGGUCAGAUGUCAACAUGGAUUCAAGAGGGCAAGAUAAAAAUCAAAGAAACCCAUACCAAUGGUUUUGAAAACAUGCCUGCAGCCUUUAUUGAUAUGCUUAAAGGAGGAAACUUUGGAAAAGCCAUUGUCAAGGCUUAACAAGCAUUUUAUUCAUUUCCAGAUAAAUGGCAGUUGUUGGUUUGAUCAGUUAACAAAAAGCUAGACAUGUUAGAUCAAUGCAUAAUGAAGCAUAUACUGAUGAAGAUUGCAUCUUUAAAGUUA